Molecule: messenger RNA, 3189 nt
Organism: Penicillium psychrosexuale
Lineage: Eukaryota; Fungi; Ascomycota; Eurotiomycetes; Eurotiales; Aspergillaceae
Product: putative phosphatidylserine decarboxylase Psd2
Exons: 8
Coding region: 1-3189 (1062 amino acids)
Biological process (GO): phospholipid biosynthetic process
Molecular function (GO): calcium ion binding; phosphatidylserine decarboxylase activity
Source: RefSeq, a predicted model, not a curated record
AUGGUCCGGUUGGCUCUCCCCCAACGGUUGAGCUCGCACCUUUCGGCGAAGAGCGCGCCGUCGACUCCCGGACGGAGCAGAAGCACCAGUCCGUUACGAUCACCGGAACUCAAACCUCUGCUGCUGAAGGUUUCAGUAAUUCGAGGACGUAACCUCGCAGCCAAAGAUCGAGGUGGCACGAGCGACCCAUAUUUGGUGAUUACAUUAGGAGAUGCGAGGCAGUCGACGCCGACCAUAUUCAAGACCCUGAACCCGGAAUGGAACGUCUCCUUCGACAUGCCCGUGAUGGGCGUGCCGCUGUUGGAAGCUCUAUGUUGGGAUCAUGAUCGAUUCGGCAAGGAUUACCUGGGCGAAUUUGAUACCGCAUUGGAGGACAUAUUCGCUGAUGGCCAGGUGGACCAACAGCCUAAAUGGUAUACUUUGAAUUCCAAGCGGAAGGCGUCUAAAAAGAAGGAUAGCACUGUGUCGGGCGAGAUUCUGCUGCAGUUCUCGCUCGCCGAUUCUGCGAACCCCGCUGCCACGCCGGCGGAAAUAUACUCCAAGUUCAAGAAAUUGGUAUACUCGGGUGAUGAGGAUGAUCAGAACUCUCAGAUCCCUCCCGCCGAUCUUGACGACUUGGACCGGGACGAGGAUAGCUCCGAUGAGCCUGAUGACGCGGCAGGUGGCCCAGAAGCUCGUGCAUACCAAUUCUCAGGCUCGGGCACUGGAGUGCAAGGUAUCGUUUUCAUGGAAAUUGUUCGCGUGACCGAUCUGCCUCCUGAACGAAAUGUAACGCGGACAUCGUUCGAUAUGGAUCCUUUUGUCGUGACCUCUCUAGGAAGGAAAACCUUAAGAACUCCUGUCAUCCGCCAUAACCUGAACCCAGAGUAUCAUGAGAAAAUGGUGUUCCAGGUGAUGCGGCACGAACAGUCUUAUACCAUCAGCUUCAGUGUGAUAGAUCGAGACAAGUUCUCCGGGAAUGACUUUGUCGCCUCUGCGGGUUUUUCUCUGCGGAAUCUCAUCCAGUCCGGCCCAGAAGCAGACCCCGAGACAGGAUUAUAUCACUUUGUAGAGGACCUGGAGGAACCUGAUCACACUACAGGUACCAAGAUAGCUCAGCGACCUGGAGUUAGACCCUCGCAUUCUUCGUCAAGUCUCUCCAAACUGGCUCGGCCUAUAAUAAAGACGCGCCACUCCGCCACAUCAGUCUCAAGCCAAUCAAUGCUCGAAGCGCCAACGCCCAGUCUCCUUACACCUUCUUCCCUCCCAGAAGAGGGAAUUUCAGAGAUGGAUAGUACUAAUUCAUUGGCCACCCUGAACAUGUAUGAUGGCGAGUCAGCCCCGAUUGACGAGAACGGCUUCAGAUCAUAUACUAUUCCCCUCAUGCUCAAGAAUAGAGAACGGUGGGAAGACAAACAUUCGCCAGAGCUGCAUGUCAAGACGAAGUAUCUACCAUACAGUGCUCUCCGGCAGCAUUUCUGGAGGUUGAUGCUCAAGCAAUAUGACGCCGACGAGAGUGGUCGCAUUGACAAGGUGGAGAUGACGACAAUGCUUGACACUCUCGGUUCGACGCUAAAGGAGUCGACAAUUGACAGUUUCUUCAAACGCUUCAGCGCGGACAAUAAGUCUAAUGAAAACGAUGAUUUGACAUUCGACCAGGCAGUUAUUUGUCUCGAGGACACGCUUCAAACCCUGCAGAAGAGAAAUUCAAUGGCUGCUCCCAGAGCGCUUUCGCUUCCUCUGUCAAACGCCGGAAGCCAAGAUAGUGAGCCAUCUAGCAGCGACGAGCACACUUUGGAAACCAACACCAUUGCUGCUCUUAAUGCCGAUCCGCACAACACAUCUAUUCCAACCCUGUCCAAUGAGGAACAAUCUAGUUCCGCUGAUGAGUACCUCCAGCCCGAUGAUCUCGCGGACGAUGGGGGCGAGGAGCACGUCGUCGAAAUUCGCGAGUGCCCACUCUGCCACCAGCCACGUCUUGGGAAACGCUCUGAUGCGGAUAUCAUCACGCACAUUGCCACGUGCGCAAGUCAAGAUUGGCGCCAGGUUGACAACUUAGUUAUGGGUGGCUUUGUGACUUCCAGCCAGGCACAGCGCAAGUGGUACUCCAAAGUCAUUACAAAGAUCUCAUACGGCGGGUACAAACUCGGAGCGAACUCGGCCAAUAUCCUUGUACAAGACCGAAUCACCGGUCAGAUAAACGAGGAACGCAUGAGUGUAUAUGUGCGACUCGGGAUCCGGCUGCUAUAUAAGGGCAUCAAAAGUCGUGAUAUGGAAAAGAAGCGAAUUCGCCGUGUAUUGCGCUCUUUGAGUGUCAAGCAGGGUCGCAAAUACGAUGACCCAGCCUCGGCAUCGCAGAUCAAGGACUUUAUCAACUUCCACCAGCUGGACAUGUCCGAAGUCCUGAUGCCCCUAGAGAACUUCCGCAAUUUCAAUGAAUUCUUCUACCGUGCCCUCAAGCCUGAUGCCCGUCCGUGCUCCGCUCCCGACGAACCUAAGAUCGUUGUGUCUCCCGCCGACUGUCGCUCGGUGGUAUUUGAUCGCUUGAGCGAUGCAACUAGCAUCUGGGUCAAGGGCCGUGAGUUCUCGAUUGAAAGGUUGUUAGGCAAUGCUUACCCGGACGAUGCUGCUCGAUACCGAAACGGUGCUGUCGGAGUGUUCCGUCUGGCACCUCAAGACUACCACCGCUUCCACAUCCCCGUAGAUGGAAUAAUGGGUGAACCCAAGACCAUCGAGGGCGAGUAUUAUACGGUGAAUCCCAUGGCGAUCCGAUCCGCCUUGGAUGUAUACGGCGAAAAUGUCCGCAUUCUCGUCCCUAUUGACUCUGUCGCGCAUGGCCGAGUAAUGGUUGUCUGCGUUGGUGCCAUGAUGGUCGGCAGUACGGUCAUCACCCGGACAGCCGGCGAGAAGGUUUCACGAGCUGAAGAGCUGGGCUACUUCAAAUUUGGUGGCAGCACCCUUCUAGUGCUCUUUGAAAAUGGCAAGGUCAAUUUCGACAAGGACCUAGCGGAAAACUCCAAGUGUGCACUGGAAACUUUGAUCCGAGUUGGCAUGUCGGUCGGACACAGCCCUGAUAUUCCUCAGUAUGAACCUGAUAUGCCCAAGCAGUCGGAGAACGUCACUGCCGAGGAGAUGCAAGAAGCCAAGCGCCGCAUCGAGGGCAGCCUUGCACCAAGCAAGCCCUCCACCCUACUCAAGUCAUUCCAAUGA